AUGUCGCCGUUAGCAAACAGUUUGUACUCUAAGCGCAUGCUUUGCUACUUAAUGCUUGGCUGGAUGUUGCUCGUAACGGUCGUGAGUGCGCAGGGUCAACGUGAUCAGUUCAUCAUACGCGUUGCCGAACUACCCAAUGACUUGCCCAACGAAGCGGACAGCACUGCAAGUAUGGGCGGUGGGUUCAAUUUCAAUUUAGGCGAUUUCUCAAGCAGUGCAGGUUUGGGUGGUUUGACGAUUGGCGAUGCGACGGCGCAACAGCUGCAGGCGCCCGAUGUGGUAGUGGAGGGUCUGAACUUGCUGCAGCGCAACAAUUUGGUGGCCGCAGCAGGCAAUGCGCAGGCGCCUGGACCACAACAACGCAUACGCCUGAAUAGCUAUUUGCGGCGACGUUGAGUCGACCGCACAAACAAUAGCAGAAUUAACAAAUAAUGAAUUAAAAAUCAAAUAUUCUUAUUAUUAUUAUUAUGCAGCAACUAUGCGAAUAACAUAAUUAUUACUUGCCUUCAGAAGUUGCACUAACUAUGCGCGCCAAUUCAAUGCAACGCAUUUUUUCAUAUUCUAUAGCUAAACUUAAGUGCGGCGCGCAAUUGUGAAUCAGUUGAAAUUGAUUUUUUGUACCUGAACGCGGUUAAUUAAUUGUAUAUUACAACAGGUGAAUGCCGUUUUGUGCGAAUAAUUUGCUUGAAAGUGUGAUUGUUUCAAUUAUUCUGACUUCAUAGCACAAAAUCCAUAAUUGUGCGGUUGCCAUGACAGCCUUGAAGUUUUUUUUAGUAAAAUAAAAGUGAGCAUACUUUAAUUGGCAUUUUCUACCUUAUAAUCGCACAUAAUUAUUUACAUAGGAUACCAUGGUACUUCUGCUUAUGCUGAAAAAAAUUCCGAAUAAAUGUGGAAAAUAUACAUAGAGCUGCAUUUGUCAGAUGACGAAUAACUAACGCCAUGAU
Molecule: messenger RNA, 944 nt
Organism: Bactrocera neohumeralis
Lineage: Eukaryota; Metazoa; Arthropoda; Insecta; Diptera; Tephritidae
Exons: 2
Coding region: 1-396 (131 amino acids)
Source: RefSeq, a predicted model, not a curated record